GUAGUGCUGACUAUUUCAGACCACUUGGUCAUGUGAUUUGCUGCAGUGUGAUCAGCUUUUGGUCUUAUUGUGAAGGAUUAGCAGCUACAAGCAAUGUCAUCCUCAUCACAGAAAGAAAUCAGGACUCUGAAGGAUUUUUUGGAUGAAACCGAAAUUAACUUACUUGAAUGCAAGGUUUGUUUUGAAAAAUACAGUCAUCAGCAAAGAACUAGGCCUAGGAAUCUUCCUUGUGGCCACAUCAUGUGUCAGGAUUGUGUUUCUUCCCUCUGCAACCCUGGAAACUCAAAGCUAGAAUGUCCUUUCUGCCGCAAAGGUUGCAGGAAGUCUGAGACAAGUGUUUGCCUUCCUGUCCUACACCUCUUGGAGAUCAUAGGGCGCAUGGUUCCUGAUCCCCCAGAAAGGCGACUCACAGAUUGGAAAAGUAAUCAAGUAGCAAAACUGAAUUCUGCAAGAUUUAAACUAAGUGCAUCUUUUGGUGGUUGGGGGUUGCUUUUCAACCCUACCGGUAUCGCUUUUUGUUCCAACACCGGCUGUUUGCUUGUGGCACACGAUGGUAAAAAAAGGCUUUCAAGAUUCACAAAAAAUGGAAAAUUAGUUCAGGAAAUUGGAGAGAAAGACAGUUCUGAAAAUGGCCUAGUGUAUGCAGUCAGUGUGGCAGUCACAUUGGAUGGAUUUGUUGCCGUGACCGAUGCAGGUGAUCGUUCACUAAAGGUGUACAGUCAAGCUGGAAAAUGUACUUUGAUUGUUAAAAAGCCUUUCCUCUUGCCUUGGGGCGUAGCCAUAAAUGCUGAAAAUGAAGUCAUCAUUUCUGACCCUAUUGCCGGCAGUCUUAUUUUGGUAGCUGCCGACUUCGGCCAAGGUGGCAUUAAGAAGACUCUUAACAUAUGUUCUUAUUUGAGCCAGCCCAAGGAAAUUGCUGUCUGCCAAGCAAAUGGAUCAGUUAUUGUGGUUGAACACUUGACAAAAGACAACAAAAAUUCUUCCAGUACUCGAAUUAAGAUUUUAAAUAAUAAGAUGAAGCUCUUAAAGCAAAUUGAUAGUUUUAGUUUAAGCCUUUUUCUGCCCUUAGAUGUGCACACAUCUGGAGUGGCCUUCGAUCAAGAAGGAAAUAUUUUAGUAGCAGAUGUAAAUAACAGAUGUAUCAUUUGCCUGAGCAAGGUGGAGGAAGGAAACGUCUUUAAGCAUAUUGUUGCCAGUGGCCUUUCAUACCCAGUAGCAAUUGCAGUGAUAGAGGAUGGCUCCAUUGCUGUUCUAGAUAGCGGCAAUCACUCAGUACUAGUUUAUUCUCCAUAACUUAGGUCUGGAUAUUCCUAGGACAGUUGUUUUUAUUGCGCUGAAAAUAAAUAUAAUAAUGCUGCUUGUUGACAACAGAAUAUAGUGUGACACAUAGGAUACAUAUAUGGCCAAAAGUUUGUAGAUAUAUGAACAUCACACCUACCUAUAUGGUUAAAAGUACGUUGACACCCAUACUUGGUACUGUUAAUGGUACAGUAGUCAGCUUCUUUCUUUCAUUUUCAAAGCUUAACUGAACAAGCUGCUCCAGAUUCCGUCUGCUUAAUUUUCCAUGAAUUGCUCCCUAAAUAUUUUAGACAAUGGUGCACUUCCAAAUUUGUGGCAACAGUUUAGGAAAGACCCUUUUCUGUUCCAACCUGGCUAUGUCCCUGUGCCAUGGUUCAUAAAGACAUGGUUUGAUGAGUUUCAUGUGUAACUCAAGUGGCCUGCACAAAACUAUGACCUCAUCCCUAUUUGAACACCUUUCAGAUGAUUUGUAACACUAACUUCAAGAAAGGUCUUGUGAUACAACAUAAGUACCUAACCUCUCAAAUGCUCUCAUUUCUGAAUGGGCAAAAAUUGCCUCCGAAAUCUUGUAGACAGCCUUUCCAGAAUAGGGGAGACUGUUAGGACGCGUACACACG
Messenger RNA from Rana temporaria (common frog), 1916 nucleotides. RefSeq names its product NHL repeat containing E3 ubiquitin protein ligase 1 (gene NHLRC1). The coding region runs from base 94 to 1293 and encodes 399 amino acids. Gene Ontology annotation, biological process: protein polyubiquitination; negative regulation of translation; proteasome-mediated ubiquitin-dependent protein catabolic process. The transcript has a single exon. Gene Ontology annotation, molecular function: ubiquitin protein ligase activity; protein binding; translation repressor activity. Lineage: Eukaryota; Metazoa; Chordata; Amphibia; Anura; Ranidae. The record is from RefSeq and is a predicted model, not a curated record.